AUGGCGUUUGAGAUACCGCAGCAUCUCCCAAGGAAGGCGCUUCCGCAAGAUGUUUCGUCCAAGAUCCUGAACCGAAUUGACCAGGCUUUGGUCAAAGACCUGGAUGCGAACUUGGCGAAUUCAUGGGUGACUGAGCUGGACGAGUCUAUAUCUGCCACUAAGACACGGAUUCAUGACCGAAUCCAAGAGGACUUGCCCAAGUUCCAGCACCAGUUGGAGACCUCCAAGUCUGUUCAGACACGAACUACGGCACUGGGAAAGGGGAUAGAAGAUUUGAACGAGAAGAUAUCGUCACCAUCGGGUUUACUUCCGACUACAUUGCAUAGGUUGCAGGUCCACGCUACAUUGCAGCAACAAGCAAACGAUGCAACUAUCAUCGCAGACUCUCUCGCCCAUCUCUUGAAGUGCAAGCAGCAGUACACUUCGUUGCUCUCGCUAGUCAAACUUGGAAAGUUACCGGAGGCCGUCGUAGCGUCUUCCGAGCUGGAGAAGACAUGCUCUACGUCUCCCAAGGCAUUGGAGAACGCUGUGGUCUUGAAAGAUUUGAAGCACAAGUUGCAAACACUGAAAGCACGGGUUGAAGAACAGCUCUUAGACGCCCUCUCAAAUAUCCUCAUUAUCCAACCGACCCGAUUGGCUGUCCGGAGUGAAGUUUCCAUACCCAACUCGGAUGCUACAGUAACGCUUGAGGCCAUUCUCACUUCUCUGUCUCUGCACUCGCUUGAAGACUAUUUAUCGACCUUCCGGAAGCACCUCACGACCUAUUUUGUUGAAAACGUUCUGCAGCAACCCUACUCAGUGGGCGAAGGAAUGACCAUGACCGAACGGGCUUUGAACCUUAUCCCCACGUCCCCGAAUUCCGAAUCACGUAGAAUUCGCCUGGAAAACCUGGCCCACAUAUUCGAUUUCAUUAACGCCCAUAUUUUCCCCAGACUCCCUCCCAGUCAAUCAUCUCUAUUCCUUCGCUCGCUCGCAAAACCUCUGACAGCCAGCAUCCUGAACCUGUUCUUGAUUCCUCAACUCCCAUCUUCAUUCGGCCUUCUCCCACAAUUCUUGGAAUUGGUUAAGCAGGCAGUGGAAUUCGAGGAAGAGUAUAUCAUUAAAUUAUUGAAGGUUGACGCUCGAGACCGACCGUUGAAGGAAUGGGCCAACAACCUCUCCGGUCACUACGAACGUCAGCGCAGGAACAUCAUUCUGGACAACUGUCGCUCGUUACUUAAGGAGCCUAUGUCCGCUUCGGCCACCUUCCUAGCAGAGGUACAGCAGUCUGUUGAAACCUCGUUCCCCACUGCAGUUAAUGGAGACGAAGCUCAAACGUCCCCCGAAGAAGACAGCUGGGGCUUUGACGAUGAUGCCAACGCCAAAAUGGACUUGGAACAGGCGGAGGAUAGUUGGGGAUUCGACGACGACGUCCCACAGGAAAAUGGAGCCCAGGUGGAGGACAGCUGGGGUCUCGAUGACGACGCUGCUUUGCAGGAUAGCUCAGUCGUGGACAACGGAUGGGGCUUUGACGACGACAUCGAACCGGAAACCGAGGCAACUGAAGAGGAUGUGCAGCAGCCUAAUGGGACGCAUGAAGGCUCUUCGUCUCCAUCGGAAACGCCAGACCUUGGGGAAGGGGAGCCAGAUGCGGACGAUGCAUGGGGAUUAGACCAAGACCCGGUUCCAGCAGAUGAGUCGGGGGAGCAAGCCUCUAGUGACGAUCCGUGGGACGACCCCUGGGGCGACCCUGCGCCAGAAUUGGAAGAAUCUGCACCUGCGCCAGUGCCCGCCAAAGCACCCAAGGUUGCUAAACGCCUUGAGAAGCUUGCCUCCAAAACCAAGAAGAAACAAAUGAAUGGCAGCGCUCUCCACCAUAGCCCUUCUCCCUCUCCACCGCCACCACCUCCGCCUUCGCUACCGCCUUCUUCCACCCAAGAGACGGUGAAGCAGGGUAAAGGCCGCGCUAGAACAGCUUCCGCUCCCAAACCCGCGGCCAUUGUCACCAAGGUGCACCCUCCUGUCGAGCAAUACCGUGUCACGGAACGCACGAACCGGAUCGUCCGCACAGUCGAAGAUGCCAUCGCCGAAGGCAAACAAUUUGCCGCCUCCAACCUCUUUGCCAAGUUCGCUACGACAUCUACUCCUGGAACCACCCUUUUCCAGACUGCCACCGCCGUCCUCGAUUUGUACCAGGCGUUCUAUCCAGUCAAGUUGGAGGCUGAGUUGCAAAAGAUCGAAGGUGCAUUGCAGUUCUCCAAUGACUGUCUUUAUCUCGGCGAGGCUGUCGAGAAGCUGGAGCAGGAAGUUUCAGGCCAGGCGAGUCUUAAGGAGCGACUGGAGGAGUGCAAGCGGCAUUUGGGCGUCUUGGCCGACAGCUGGCUACAGGAUGCAGUUGAGUCGGAAUGCCGUCGGCACGUUCAGCUUCUUUCCGACGGAUGCGAGGGGUUCACUUAUACCAUGGACCAAGAUCGUUAUGACGAAUGCGAAAGCACCAUCAACCAAGUCGUACGGAGUAUCAAAGAUUUGGCUAGGCGGAUAAAGCCUAUUCUCUCCAAAACAAAAUACUACCAGACCUUGGGAAGAUUCGUCGACACCGCUCUCAGCCGUACUCUUCAAGAUAUCGUGGCAUUACCUGACAUUACAGAGGUGGAAUCGCAUCGUUUGAGUGAAUUAUGCCGCAUAUUCAACUCGGUGGAAGGUUUGUUCAGCGAGGACCCCAACCAGCCUUCCUUUGUGGUCGCGUACGUUCCAUCAUGGCUCAAGUUCAACUAUAUGUCCGAGCUUCUGGAAGCCUCUCUGGCUGAUAUCACAUACCUCUUUGAAGAGGGAGCUCUCGUUGACUUUGAGGUCGACGAAUUGGUCAGAUUGGUUCGCGCUUUGUUUGCGGAUACCCCUCUAAGGACGAACACGAUCAACAAGAUCCUUGCUGGACAAUCCCAGUCUUCUUCAUAG
Messenger RNA from Coprinopsis cinerea okayama7#130, 2934 nucleotides. RefSeq lists its product as hypothetical. Gene Ontology annotation, biological process: mitotic spindle assembly checkpoint signaling; endoplasmic reticulum to Golgi vesicle-mediated transport. Gene Ontology annotation, cellular component: RZZ complex. The transcript has 9 exons. NCBI's taxonomy places the organism in Eukaryota, Fungi, Basidiomycota, Agaricomycetes, Agaricales, Psathyrellaceae. The coding region runs from base 1 to 2934 and encodes 977 amino acids. The record is from RefSeq and is a predicted model, not a curated record.